Spizellomyces punctatus DAOM BR117 is the source of this 1314-nucleotide messenger RNA. RefSeq lists its product as uncharacterized. The transcript has 3 exons. Gene Ontology annotation, molecular function: chitinase activity. Gene Ontology annotation, biological process: carbohydrate metabolic process. NCBI's taxonomy places the organism in Eukaryota, Fungi, Chytridiomycota, Chytridiomycetes, Spizellomycetales, Spizellomycetaceae. Gene Ontology annotation, cellular component: extracellular region. The record is from RefSeq and is a predicted model, not a curated record. Bases 1 to 1314 code for a protein of 437 amino acids.
AUGUCAUUCCGCUUCCUUCUUACCUUUCUCAUCGCCGCUCUUCCAUCUGCCACAAAUGCCCUUCCGCCAUCAACUUCAUACGACUUGAUAGGUUACUGGGGCCAAAAUCUGGCAAAAAAUCAGUAUCGAUCUGUAGCAGACUACGAACCCCCUUUGGCAACAUUAUGCCAAACCACAAAUUACACCAUCUACCAUAUCUCGUUCAUGUACCUUCACUUUGAUGCUACGGGGUUGUCCGGCAUUGACUUGGACUACCACUGCCAAUGGCCUACAAAUAAAUUCAAUGGGUACCCGAAUCCGACAAAAGGGAUUAAUGUCCUCAAUUGUCCUGAUGUGGGCAAAGAUAUUGCGGUAUGUCAGGCGUUAGGAAAAAAGGUGAUGAUUUCUAUAUCUCCGCAAGAUUACCUAUCCUCUCAAGAUGAUGCCAUAAGGUCUGCCACAAACGUGUGGAAUCUCUUCCUAGGUGGAUCCUCCACCUACCGGCCUUUUGGCAGUGUCGUUCUCAACGGCAUUGAUUUGCGGAUAUGGAACAACGACCCAAAUCCACAGUACUAUACUACAUUCAUCUCAAAAAUAAAAGAGUUUAUGAAUGCGGAUACAGGGAGAAAAUAUUAUAUCGGAGGAACAACCCUUUGCCAAUAUCCCGACGUUCUUCUUGGGGGUUCAAACAGACCAUCCACACCCCUCGCAACCAUUCCAACGCUCUUUGACUACCUAUCACCCUACUUCAUCUCUUCACCAAAUAUUUGCGGCUGGAAAGGGAAUAACGCUGGCUUCUGGUCCUUUAUCAAUCAAUGGUCCGCCUUUAUUGCGAGUUUUACUCCGAAUACGAAACUCUUUGUGGGUCUCCCAAGCUGGUAUACACCUGAAUGGGUAAAUGCUGCAGCUGGAGAUUACAUACCACCCAACGAACUAUACGAUAUGAAUGUCAUACCGACACUAAAGAAUCUAACGGGAUUCACGGGAUUUUCUCUAGUGGACACUUCAUUUGACGUUCAUAACCUGCCAUGCUCCAACUUUCCCAACCGUCGGUUUUCAGACGUCUUGAACGGCCAACUCUUGUUGGAUGCCUCUGCCGCUGGAGUAAAUACUCCUGCUGAUCAAAAAUGCCAGUUCAGAAAUCAGACUGUAGGAGGGACAACCGCAACGACAACCACAAAAAGCAGCAGUACAGUCAUUAGAGAUGAUAACAAAUCAUGCAUCUUCUUGGGAACAUGUCCAGACUCUUCUGGAUGGGGAAUCGGAGCGGGGAUGACUGUCUUUAGUCUAAUGGCGCCAGCAUUGUUGAUAGUCAUAAUGGGUGCUUUCUUUUGA